Molecule: messenger RNA, 216 nt
Organism: Lymnaea stagnalis (great pond snail)
Lineage: Eukaryota; Metazoa; Mollusca; Gastropoda; Lymnaeidae
Source: the annotation of a GenBank genome assembly
UUACAGAUCACACUGUUGAAACAAAAUAUUGGUUCAAUUUUUUGUCCUCCUGGAAGCUCAAGUUUAGAUUCCAAACCAUCAUCAAUGAGAGCAGGUACUAGUAAAAAAUUGUCUGAGGAGAUCAAGAAUGGAGAUGAAAUGCUGAAUAGUGUGUUGAACCCAAAAUUUCUAGAGAUGCAUAAUGCACAAGUUCUUUGUGGACCCAUCAAACUUGCC